This is a messenger RNA of Protomyces lactucae-debilis, 1005 nucleotides long. RefSeq lists its product as uncharacterized. The transcript has 2 exons. Lineage: Eukaryota; Fungi; Ascomycota; Taphrinomycetes; Taphrinales; Protomycetaceae. Bases 1 to 1005 code for a protein of 334 amino acids. The record is from RefSeq and is a predicted model, not a curated record.
AUGUCCGAGUGCCGUACGCCAGAGCGCGCAUCAUCGCCCAGGCAGAAUCCAACGCCAUGCACACCAGAGGCACCGCGACACCGACCAGCGCAGUCGCAGGCGCUCAUUGACGCUGCCGCCAUCAAUCUCGAUAAUGAGCUCGAAGGGUGGGAGACUUUGACAGAGGCCCGCGUUCAUUCGCUGUCUGAUGAAGAAGCCCGACGUUUGGGAUUGCGUGCCUCGCUGCGCCAAGCGCGAACGAGCUCGGCGCACUUUCGCUUCCAGUUUGAGCUGCUCAGCCAGAGUAUGGAUGAGUUUGACAAACGACAGCAGGUCGAGGAUGAGCUUGUGCUCAGUGAAAAGCACAUGCUGCUUGCUCGCCUUGAGCAGCAAGAGGCGCACCAGGCAGAAGAUGAAGCAGCCCUCUUUCGAGGCCGCCAUCGUAAGGCUAAGCGACGCUGUCUUGAGCUCGCCGAGGCCAACCAUCGCCAGCAAUUUGAAAUCAACCACCUGCAAGCGCAACUGCUCGAGCACCGUACAUCUGCCAUGCGUUUCAGCGACAAUCAGCCUGCUCGCCUUCGACAACAGGAGCUAGGUCUCGAUGUCUUGAGUAAUGCAGCAAGCGCCCUGGAGAGCAGCCAGCACAGCAAUGACAGCCAUCAAGACGCUUUAUUAACGAGACCUUCAACCGGUCUUAUGAGCCCCGCGCAGUUCCCAGCAUCCCUGCACACACGACCCAACAGCAGCAGUCUCAGCCAUAUGCGCGAUCUCGACGAGCCCUUGUCUGAGAAGAAGCGUAAAUUGGAAGGCCUCGAUUAUGCCAACGAUGCAGACCGGGACACGUCAUCUGAAGACAGUCCCAGGGGUCGUUUCCAACCAACAUUUGCGCAUCGCCCAGGUGGUAUGCGUGUGGCUGACUUGUUGAGUGCAGAGGAUGCGAGUCGUCCGACAAGUGGCAGGCAGUCACCACCGACACCGAGCCGCAGCCCAAAACCACGCCGUUUGGAACCGAGUGCUCUGCUGUGA